Molecule: messenger RNA, 513 nt
Organism: Prorocentrum cordatum
Lineage: Eukaryota; Dinophyceae; Prorocentrales; Prorocentraceae
Source: the annotation of a GenBank genome assembly
GCCGCGGGCCCGAGCGGCGGGCGGGCCGUGGUGGACCCAGCCUGCGGCCUGGGCACGCUGUUGCUGGCGGCCGCGCGCGCCUGGAAGGGCGAGCCGCCUCGGCUGGUGGGCCGAGACAUCUCGACGAGGGGAAGGUCGCGCGGUGCGCGGCCAACUUCGCCGCCUGCGGGGCCGACGCCUCCGAGGUGCAGCACGGGGACUCGAGGGUCGCGGGCCUGGCCCCGCCUCCGGUCGUCCACGCUCGGCGACGGCGAGGCGGAGGCCGUGCUCUGCGACCUGCCGUGCGGCGACGCCCACCGGCGGGGCGCCGACCAGGCCUCCUACGGCGGGUUCCUGCGGGAGGCCGGCCGGGUGCUGCGGCCCGGGGGGCGGUGCGUGCUCCUCUCGACGAGGCGGGACCUGCUGGAGGCCGCGGUGGCCGAGGGGCCGUGGCAGCGGCUGGUUGCGUGGCGGGUGGCCCGCGACGAGCGGAACGCUCCGCAGGCGUGGCUGCUGGCGCUGGAGCGGCUCUGA